UAGUAUCGAAUCGGCAAUUUUUGUUCCAGCUCUAGUUUUUUUGGCGUGUAGCAGAAAGCAAAAGGAAGCCGCUUGUGGAAAAUUUCAAUAGCCAUCGGCGAGCAUCAAACCCCGAGAAAAGCAGCACGCCCGGCAUUCAACGCUCCGCGAAAACUUCUUUGACCACUCAGCAGUAGCGACGAGAAUCGAAAAAAAACAACAUGUCUGACGAAAAGAAAGGCGGCGAAACUGAACACAUCAACUUGAAGGUGCUCGGUCAGGAUAAUGCCGUUGUCCAGUUUAAGAUUAAAAAGCACACACCCUUGCGAAAGCUGAUGAACGCCUAUUGCGACCGGGCCGGACUCUCCAUGCAGGUGGUGCGCUUCCGCUUCGACGGACAGCCCAUCAACGAGAACGACACCCCGACUUCGCUGGAGAUGGAGGAGGGAGACACCAUCGAGGUUUACCAGCAGCAGACAGGCGGCGCUCUUUAAAAUUACUUAGUUAAGCUAGUUACUCAUCCCUUUAUAACUAACAAACAACAAAUACAAAAAAAUCAACAACAUUAUGAAGAAACAAACAAAACAGGCAGUAAGCAUCAAUUAAAACAAGAGUGCGUUUAGUACAACUGUAGAUUUUGUCUGUACGCAAGACCACAAGAAAAAGAUAAACUAUUGCAGACAAGAAAAUGGGAAAUAAAGCAUUUUAUAAACUAUA
This is a messenger RNA of Drosophila rhopaloa, 696 nucleotides long. It is a transcript of the gene Sumo, whose product is annotated as small ubiquitin-related modifier 3. The transcript has 2 exons. Bases 201 to 473 code for a protein of 90 amino acids. Gene Ontology annotation, molecular function: protein tag activity; ubiquitin-like protein ligase binding. Gene Ontology annotation, cellular component: nucleus. Lineage: Eukaryota; Metazoa; Arthropoda; Insecta; Diptera; Drosophilidae. The record is from RefSeq and is a predicted model, not a curated record. Gene Ontology annotation, biological process: protein sumoylation.